This is a messenger RNA of Limulus polyphemus (Atlantic horseshoe crab), 1155 nucleotides long. Its product is annotated as inositol oxygenase-like. Gene Ontology annotation, molecular function: inositol oxygenase activity; iron ion binding. Gene Ontology annotation, cellular component: cytoplasm. Gene Ontology annotation, biological process: inositol catabolic process. The record is from RefSeq and is a predicted model, not a curated record. Lineage: Eukaryota; Metazoa; Arthropoda; Merostomata; Xiphosura; Limulidae. The transcript has 4 exons. Bases 137 to 988 code for a protein of 283 amino acids.
UUCGCGUUCGAUUGGUCAGGAAGCUAAAAGGGAUAUUUCCACGUUGCUCCUCCCGUUUCACGCCAUGCGUACAUAUUUGCUAGACUGCAAACAACGUAUUCAGUUCUCUUGCCCUUAUAUCUAUUAGAUAUUCACUAUGGAAAAUACUUUUAUUAUUUCUAAUCCUUCUGAGCUUUGCUACCCAGAAAACAAGAAAAAAAAAUUCAGGGAAUAUAAUGCGAAAAAGGACGAUUAUAUUCAAAAACGAGUGAGGGAAACCUAUAAGCAAAUGCACACAAACCAAACGGUGGAAUUUGCCCGUAACAGAAAGGCUUACUGGACCAAAUUCGACAAGGGGAGGAUGACUAUCAUGGAAGUCUUAGAAAAGCUGAAUGAACUGGUAGAUGAAUCUGACCCAGAUUUGGAUAUCCCCAACAACUUCCAUGGUUUUCAGACAGCUGAAAAAAUCCGUAAGGCCUAUCCGGAACUCGACUGGUUUCAUCUGACUGGAUUGAUUCACGAUCUUGGAAAAGUGAUGGUUCUUUUUGGCGAACCUCAGUGGGCGGUGGUGGGGGAUACUUAUCCACUAGGCUGCUCCUUUGCAGAUUCUGUAAUUUACCAUAACAUCACAUUCAACGAAAAUCUUGACAUGAAAGAUAUUCGUUACAACACCAAAAUAGGCAUGUACACUGAACAAUGUGGAUUAGAAAAUGUUCUGAUGUCCUGGGGUCACGAUGAGUACCUAUACCAUGUCUUAGUCAAUCAUAAGACUUCUUUACCAGAGGAAGCCCUGUACAUCAUCCGAUUUCAUUCCUUUUUCCCAUGGCAUACAUCAGGAGAUUACAACUACCUUUGCAAUGACAAGGACAUGGCAAUGUUACCCUGGGUCAAGGAAUUCAGCAAAUUCGACCUUUACUCCAAAUCUAAAGACGUUCCAGAUGUGAAAAGCCUUCUCCCUUACUACCAGUCCUUGAUAGACAAGUAUAUCCCUGGUAUUGUUCAGUGGUAAAAUAGAGGAUUAGCUGAGAAGAUGACAUUGAUGAUAAUGCACCAUUGAGUAGCGGUUAAAACGUUUAGAAAAUAUAUUUCAUAUAGACUUGCUUGUUUAUUAAAAGUUUACUAAUAGUGGGAAUAUUAUUCAUUAACAUCUUCUAUUAAACGUUUACUGGUUCCAAA